Cylicocyclus nassatus is the source of this 519-nucleotide messenger RNA. The record is from the annotation of a GenBank genome assembly. Lineage: Eukaryota; Metazoa; Nematoda; Chromadorea; Rhabditida; Strongylidae.
AUGGAUGGUCUUGGUUUGCGCAGUGAGGCUCAUUCGUUGAACUCUGACCGGUUUUUGUCCCUUCACGCCUACGAAGCAAAGAUGAUUCGGGAAGAGCUGUCCUCUAUACGACCUGAACAUUUGUUUCCCGUCUGCGUAUUGUUCGGUAUCUUCUUCCUCUCCUUAGCCGCAUGUUUAUUUGACUGCUGGAGAGAAAGACAUCGACAACUGGAGGAAUUAUCAUUUCAAGGUCGGCCACUACCGCAAAUCAAAGUAACAGACGGUAAUACGGGUGAAGAAAGAAUUGUAACUGCUCAUUGAAAAGAUCUCAACUUUUCAUGCGUGUACAAUAAAGUAAUUUACUCUACGUCAAGCAUGUGAUAUUUGCUGCUCAAUUAUCCAGGACUUGCGUUGUAUGGAAAAUCAUUUUGAUUUGUUGGUUGUGCCAUAAAAUAUGUGAGCAAUGAAGAAUGUAAGAAUUAUGUUAGAAAAAUCAGAUUACAUGUAUUUGAUGAUUCCAGGAGGAUCUCAAUUGAGUCU